Messenger RNA from Sphaerulina musiva SO2202, 427 nucleotides. RefSeq lists its product as uncharacterized. The record is from RefSeq and is a predicted model, not a curated record. NCBI's taxonomy places the organism in Eukaryota, Fungi, Ascomycota, Dothideomycetes, Mycosphaerellales, Mycosphaerellaceae. The transcript has 3 exons. The coding region runs from base 61 to 360 and encodes 99 amino acids.
CCGUCUUUUUCGAAGCUGUCCUCACUUCCUGGAACACUUUGAGCACGCUAGGAAGCAGCCAUGGCAGCGCACAGUGUCAGUGCACUCCUCCAAACUCCAUCGUCACAUGCAGGCCCAUGCUCCAAGCUUGAUGAGCCUUGCGCUUCGGCGAUCGACCUCCCUGUGCUCCCCCCAACAACCUCCAACACCCUCCAACUGUACUGUCUGUGCAUGUACUCUGGGCAUGACGCACCCGCACCGCAGUGCUCGCAAUCGAAUCAUCAGAAUAUAUUGCCGACCUGCCACGCCUGCUGCAUCUCCACCUGCUGCCAUUGGGAUCUGAUAUCAACCGCGUGCGGCGCGUCCCAGCAGAACGAAUGAUGAACUCAUUCAACCUCACACUUAGUACAGGAGGUGCCUGACGAUUGACCUGACGGGAGGAGGAUAC